AUGGGAGUCCCCGUCCUCGGCGAGAACAACAAUGAUGAAACCACUCCAUUGAUGACACAGAGCAACCACAGGCAAACCUCGCCUUCAUCGUCAUCAUCAUUAGACGGGCGGCUACCAUACACAGCCGAUGGUGAACUCAAAAAGGCCACCGAAGUGGGCGUCCGUGACGACCGCAGCGAGCAUGACACUCAUUUCAUCGGCAUUACUCCUUCAAAAUUCUGGGUGGUAUUUGGAAGCAUCCUACUCUCCAUCAUCCUGUCCUUUUUCGACGGCUCUAUCUUAGAAUCCAUUCACCCCGUAAUCUCGUCGCAUUUCCAUGUCGCGAACUCAGCUUCUUGGCUCUCUACCGGAUUCCUUUUGACCUGCACAGUUUUCCAACCGAUCUUUGGUCAGAUAUCUGAUAUAUUUGGCAGGCGCAUACCUUACCUCUUUUCCAUCUCGAUAUUUUUUCUAUCCACGGUCUGGUGUGGAGUGUCAUGGAACUUCAGCAGCUUCCUUGCUGCCCGUCUACUCUGCGGUGUUGGUGCAAGCGGGGUCACUUCGUUAGGGGCGAUUAUCUGUUCAGACUUGAUCUACAUUGAACACAGAGGGAUAUACCAAUCAUACAUCAGCCUUGCUUAUGGCCUUGGGAAUUGCCUCGGAUUGGCUUUUGGAGGGGUGAUAGUUGACUCCCUUGGCUGGAGAGCAGUCUUUGGAAUACAAUUGCCAAUGCUAUGUGCUCUUUUUAUUGCCGUAUAUUUUACGCUGCCAUCGAACCUGGGGCCUCAGCUAGCACGCGAGCGAAACAUCAGCAUGAGAGAAGCGCUUAGGACCAUAGACAUUGCUGGCUCUGUUUUCCUGGUUGUUGGAGUUACUGCUUUGAUGAUGGGAAUGAAUUUAGGCGGCAAUGUCUUUCCUUGGAGACACCCAAUUGUUAUCUCUUCCUUGGCCAUAUUCUGUCUCAUUUCGGUUCCCUUCAUAAAAGCCGAACAAUCGACAUCCAAGCCGGCAAUCCCAUUAUCACUUUUAACAAAUGCGCCGCAUGCAAAUUUGAUAUUGGGGAACUUUCUUGUUGGUAUCUCCAUCAACACAAUAUUGUUCAACGCACCUCUUUUCUUUCAGGCGGUAAAGCUGGAAUCACCAACCAAUUCCGGCCUACGUCUUCUUCCAGCCUCCGCUGGUCUGAUGGUUGCUAGCCUUCUAACCGGCGUCUUUAUGACAAAAACCAAGCUGCUGAAACCAAUACUGCUUGGAGGAGUAUUUUGGCUAAUUUGCAGUUGUGCUUUCUCGGGGAUGAUUAGUAGCAGGGUCCCAGAUUGGGUGUCUGUGACUUUAAUUUCAAUGGCGGCAUUUAGCCAGGGAGCUUUAUAUCCGCCAACAAUGAUGGGUGUCCUGUCAACCAACGCCCAAGAGGAUCAGGCCGUCAUCACAACCACCCUUUCUCUACUCCGUUCGCUAGGAUGGGUUAUGGGCGUGGCAAUCAGUAGCUUAGUCCUACAAAACUCUCUGAGCACUUUUCUUCGCCAAACAGUUACCGGUCCCGAUAAGGCAGAUAUAAUUCUCCGUGUCCGGGGGUCUAUCGCGGAGAUUGCUAAAUUGGACACGAUUCAUAAGGGCCAGGUCACCAGCGCAUAUGAAAUGGCGCUUCGAAUAACCUUUUUAUCAAGUUUACUUUGGGCAAUCUUAGUUCUCAUUUUAGUCAUACCCGUCAGAUUGCCUCGUCUGGGACACAAAAAGUAA
Paracoccidioides lutzii Pb01 is the source of this 1719-nucleotide messenger RNA. RefSeq names its product multidrug resistance protein fnx1. Gene Ontology annotation, cellular component: fungal-type vacuole membrane. The record is from RefSeq and is a predicted model, not a curated record. The transcript has 2 exons. Gene Ontology annotation, biological process: basic amino acid transport; transmembrane transport. Gene Ontology annotation, molecular function: basic amino acid transmembrane transporter activity. Bases 1 to 1719 code for a protein of 572 amino acids.